Molecule: messenger RNA, 4711 nt
Organism: Parnassius mnemosyne (clouded apollo)
Lineage: Eukaryota; Metazoa; Arthropoda; Insecta; Lepidoptera; Papilionidae
Source: the annotation of a GenBank genome assembly
AGGUAGGUUAUUUUAAAUUAUCAACGUGCGCAACUUUUAAUUUCUUUUGCGCUCGUAGAUAAAUGCGCAAUUACCAUCGUAAAUAGGUUUACCUGCAUUUUCUUUGUUUACACAGGGUUAUGAAACAAUAGGCAGAUCAUUUCGUCUGUCGCUUACAGAGCGCCAGAUUAUUACGAACUAUGUCAGGUGAUGUACAACCAAGAAAACGAAAAGAAAAGAGGAGGAAAAAAGAUGAACUGGGAAUCGAGGAGCUGCGUGGAACAGCCGCAGUAUUUGGUGAAGGCGAUGUGCUAAUACAUUCAUACCAUGAGCAUGGCACUGGGGGACAUUGGUGUGCUAAGAUAAUUUUCUUCUCUUUAUUGGCUGUUCUUGUCACAUUAAUAGGAUUGAUUAUUCUUGAAAAUAGAGGACUGUCAGAAUUGGAAGCAAAUGCAGUAGAAUCUCGAUAUUCUGGAGUACUGGAUGGUUGGAUUGAAGAUGCACCCUAUGACGAUCAUCAUGAUGAACAUACAUUGGAAUUAAAACAUCAUGACUAUAAAAAAAUACAUGAUGAUGACGAUGAUGAUGAGCAUCAUGUUAGUGAAUCAGCACAUAUUGAAGAUGAUGAUCACUCUGAAGAACAUAUGCAUGAAGAUGAAGAGGAAAACACUAGUAUUGAAGACGAUGCUGAUGAAGAAACGGAAGAAAGUGACGACGGUGAUGAUGAUCAAGACGAAGAUGAUAAUAAUGGUAGUGAAGACGAGGAUGUAGAAGCUAAUGAUAAUGAGGAUGAUCAAAACAUUGAAUACAAGAAAUAUUACAAACGCGAUAUAUAUGGUGAAAACGAUAAUAAUUUCCAAGAGGAGCGUGAUGAAAAUUCGGAAGAAGAUUUGAAAAAUGAUAUUGAAAAUUAUGAUGAUGGCGAUGACAUUGAUGAAAAUAAGAGUGAUGAAAUAAGGAACAAUAAUGACAACUACGAAAAUGAAGAUAUUGAGCAAAAUUUAAGAGAUUAUGAAGAUGAUAUUGAUGAAAAUUUUGACACAGAUGACAAGGAUAGUGAAAUUGAGGGUACUGAUGAAAACGCAGUAGAAAAAGGAGAAGAAAUCAGUGAAGAAAUAGAGAAAAUAGAGAGAGAAGUUUUAGAUGAAGAAGAAGUGCCAAUUUCUGAUGAAGUAACAUACAGAUAUGAAGACAAAAUCACAGAUAAGGAAGACUUUAAAGAAGAUGAAAAUGAAGAUGACAGCUCAUUUGAAGACGAAGAGAUGACUGAACAGCCAAUAGUUGAACAAAUUACUGCGCCAUCAAGCAAACCUUUUGUCGAGUUGGAAGAUGAAACAUCCGCAGAGAAACCAACAAAUAGGUUAGAUGAAGAGGAGGAGUAUGAGAAGCGCCAGGAGCAGCUUCGCCUUGAAAAAGAAGAAUCUUCAUCAAAGAUAUGGCUGAAGUUGGUGGUGGGUGGCGCGCUGCUGGUGGCCACACACGCCGUUAUACGUCGCUCGACGGCGCCACGCGAUACUGCAGAAAAUGAAGCGAAUGCAAGACAAGAGGAAACUCCACCUGUAAUUGACAGACGAAUGACUCUCAUUCACACAAAUGAAUCAAUACCACAGCAACCACAUUAUGAGCCUCCACAUGAAGAACAAGUCAAAAAGAUUACUUCAGAUACAAAAAUUGUUCAAUCAGUUCCAAUCCAAAAACAAGAAAGUGAAGAAGAUCAAGAAGUCUCAAAGAAAUUUGAGACUGAAGAAGUUAUUACAGAAGAGGCAUCAAACGACGUUUUAGACAAAGAAUUGUAUAGUGAUGAUGAUGAUGAAGAGGUUGACGAUGAAGAGAUAAUAGAAGAGAAGAAGGAAUAUCCAAAAGAAAGUAGUCUAUAUGAUGAUAAAGAUCAGGAGGAAUCGGAAACCGAGGAAGUUCCGGACGACGUAGAAAUAAUAGACGACGAGCAGAUUGAAGAGGAAAUUGAAGAAGAGGUUGAAGACGAAGAAGAUAUUUCAGAUGUCGAUGAUGCUGAAUUACUGAGUCGCCUCGAAGCUAAAUACGGACGCUUGCCUGAACCUGACAGACCUGAAUUAAAACAUAAGGAUGGCGGAAACAGCGCUGAAGACGAGUGGCCAGGCGAACCCAGCGAUCCGUACUGGCGUCAGCAACUUGACUAUGCUGAACAAGAAAUCCGCCAGGAUUGGCUGGACUAACACUUAGUUUUUUCGCACAUAAAAUAUCCCCUUACCAUAUAUCCUUUGCUCGUUGUGCCAUUUUUGCCCUUAUUCUCGUAGGCGUCGUGGACGGGUCAGGUUUUGUGCCAGCACCCCGCACAAUUCCUCCCCGACACGACCCCAUCGAUACUCAUUAUAAUAUUGCAUAUAUACGCAGUUUCGCUCGUUGAAUGCUCGAGUGACUUUUUUUACGUGGACGUAGCUAGACACAAAGACGAUCAAUUCUUAUUUAAAAUUGUACGUUUUAUUGUCUGUUUAAGUUUUUUACAUACGAUAUGCAUUAUUUAAGUUUUGUUAUUAUAAGACUCUUUUAGAUAUGAUUUAAAAAGUUUGAAUUUUUUUAAUAAAUUUUCUACGGAAGAUCGGGAUAUUCUCACGACAACGGAUUAAUGUAUCUAUUUUAAUAAACUAUGUAAUAAUUAAUAAUAAAUUUAAUAAAUGUAUGCAUAUUUAAGUAUGCAUUAUAAUUAAAACAGUAAUUAUUAUACAUACACACGGUGUCGAGUAAAGCAAAACGCAUUUCAUUGACAAUAUUAAUUUAACGCUAAAACUUACGAAUUCAUCUAAAAAAAAAACAUAGAGUUUUUUGAAAACUUAAUUUGCUCCUAACAAUGUUGUAGUCAAAAGCAACAACACUGAGUGCCUAACUGCGUCCAUUUACCUGGUAUGCGACUGCGACUUGUGUGAAUGUUGCGUGUGACUGUGUACUAACGUGCGGAGGGCGAGUGGGCGGCGGCUAACGGGCGGCUGGCGGGCGGCGCGCUGGGCGGCAGCGGGCGCGCGCGCUGGCUGGCGGCGCGCGCGCUCGACGCACAGGCCGAGGCGCGCCGCGACAACGCACUGCUCACACGCGCCGUCUCUGCCUAUCUGCACCUGCUCAAGAUGAACGAACAACUCUCCGAUACCAAACUUCUCGAAGUUGCCGCUAGAGCAUUGGACAGAAUACAGUUUAGAGGAACUUACCUAAGCGCUGAGCCUGUCUACCGACUGUUGAUUCGCCGGUUUCCAAAUGAGGUUUCUUAUAGGAACAAUUUAACUAUAUCCUUCCUUAUGGCCAAUAGAGCCGACUUAGCUGAAAGUGUAUUAAAAGAAACAUUGAAAAUAUGGCCUAACGAUCGUGUUGCACUGGCGCAUUAUGGAUUCGUCUUGAAAACUCAUUACAAUAAGCUCGAAGAAGCCGUUACGUUAUUCCAUAAAGCAUUAGAAAACGAUACGGGGCCGGCAUGUGAACCUCGUUUCUACUAUCAUUUGGGCGAUGCCCUGCUUUUACUGGGCCGAUUUGAAGAAGCCCAUGAGGUACACAAACGUGGCGCUAAGCACGGGCAUUUUCUAUCUCCUGUACAGCGUUCUUUAUACAACGUGGAGAGGCUAAAAAGUCGACCAUGGUGGCGCGUAGAUGAAACACCUUACGUGAAAUUAGCUCGAGCGUUAGAAAAGUCAUGGAAAAAUAUAUUAAAAGAGGGAGAAGCAGCGCGAGCUCUGUAUGAGAAAGAGAAGGAAGGAUUAAAAGAAAAGGGGGAGUGGUCCCAAUUAGAUUUAUUUGUGAGGGGUCAAGAGAUACCCGGACGUUGUAAAAGAGCGCCUGUUACUUGCUCGAUAGUUAAAACGGAACCUGCAGCGGCUAAUUGCAGACGAGGACAAAUAAAGUUUAGUUCUAUGGAGCCCGGAACGCAUGUCCGGCCACACGUGGGCCCCACCAAUUGCAGGCUGCGAAUGCAUUUAGGAUUAAGCAAUACCAAAGACACUUAUAUACGUGUGGACCAGGAAACCAGGCAGUGGCAGACGGGCAAAGUGCUGGUGUUCGACGACAGCUUCGAGCACGAGGUGUGGCACAACGGCACGGGCACGCGGCUCGUGCUCAUCGUGGACGUCUGGCACCCGCACCUCACGCCCGCCGAGCGCCGCCAGCUGCCCGCCAUCUGACCUAACAACCUUAUACAAACUGUUUCACUGUCCAAUGCAAUCCUAAUCGGACGUAGCUUUUUAUUUAAACUACGUUCAGUUGCGGAGAAAUAAUAAUUGUAUAAUCAUUUAUUAUUGUCAAUGGCAGAAAUGACAGUAUUAAAUUGAAAACUUAUCGAUUAGUAAGGUUCGCCACAUACAUUCGGAAAUCCGAACACAGCAAAUCCAUAUAAAAACAAGGCCCUAUCACACACGUACAGUAGUUUUUCGUUCGAAAUUUUGCAAGUAAAACGGGACUCCGAAUAUAUGUGGCCGACCCAUUCGGAAUUCCGAAACGGAAUACCGUAUCUAUGUAGCCGGUCUAAGUCUAAACAUCAAAUUAGUUUAAUUCUAACACAAAUCCAAUUUGGUACCAAAUCUUACAAUAUCAAACCAUAAAAAAAAAACUCGCCAACUGUUCACGAAAAGUACGAGUAGUUCGUUUAAUCCCUCUAAUUGUUGGUAUUAAGUUAUUUUAUCAUAUACGUAAUAUUAAGUUAUGUAAGUAUUAGGAUGUUAUAUACAUUUACAGAAAUGUUUGGUUAAGUUUUUGUAUUAUAUAAUUUCAAUGCUCG